Scheffersomyces amazonensis is the source of this 231-nucleotide messenger RNA. Its product is annotated as H(+)-transporting V0 sector ATPase subunit e. Lineage: Eukaryota; Fungi; Ascomycota; Pichiomycetes; Serinales; Debaryomycetaceae. Gene Ontology annotation, biological process: proton transmembrane transport; vacuolar acidification. The record is from RefSeq and is a predicted model, not a curated record. The transcript has a single exon. The coding region runs from base 1 to 231 and encodes 76 amino acids. Gene Ontology annotation, cellular component: vacuolar proton-transporting V-type ATPase, V0 domain. Gene Ontology annotation, molecular function: proton-transporting ATPase activity, rotational mechanism.
AUGACAACUACUAACAUUCUGUCUAGUUAUACUGUUAUAUUCGUAUUUAUAUUGGUGGCUGGAUUAUCCGGUUUAACCUGGGUGUUUGCUCCUAAACAGAAUCAGACUGUUUGGAGAUCAUCAGUGAUAUUGGGAUUGGCCAUGUGCUACUUGAUGUGGGCCAUUACGUAUCUUGCCCAAUUGCAUCCCUUAGAAGCUCCUAGAAGGUCUGAUUUGAGACCAGAAGCUUAA